Wickerhamiella sorbophila is the source of this 774-nucleotide messenger RNA. RefSeq names its product Pre-rRNA-processing protein PNO1. Gene Ontology annotation, cellular component: nucleolus. The coding region runs from base 1 to 774 and encodes 257 amino acids. The record is from RefSeq and is a predicted model, not a curated record. Lineage: Eukaryota; Fungi; Ascomycota; Dipodascomycetes; Dipodascales; Trichomonascaceae. The transcript has a single exon. Gene Ontology annotation, molecular function: RNA binding.
AUGCCUGCACCGACUGCUAAAAAGUCGGUUGAAACAUCGCUGUCGAGCGAGCCAGUGGUUGAGAUUGGAAAUGAAGAACCAGAGGAGGUCGACAUGAGCGAUGUUAUUAUCAAUGUCUCCACAACCGUGCCUAUUGAUGUUGAUUCGCACGACCGAAAGGACGAGAUGGUGGUCGAUGCAGAAGGCAAACCAAAGUUUUCCUCAGAGGCUAAUAAUACAGAAACAAUCGACAAGCAGCGUCGGACUAUUGCUGUGCCCCCUCACCGGUUUACUCCUCUUAAACAAUCGUGGAACAAGGUCUAUUUCCCCCUCGUUGAUCAUCUCAAGCUCCAAGUCAAGAUGGACCCUCGCAGGAAGCGGAUCCUUAUCAGAACGUCUAAAGAUACCAAGGAUCGUGGUGCGAUCCAGAAAGGCUACGACUUUUUGCGGGCCUUCAUGCUCGGUUUUGACGUCGAUGAUGCCACUGCGCUUCUCCGCCUCGACGACUUGUACAUUGAAACGUUUGAAAUCAAAGAUGUCAAGACUUUACAAGGUGACCACUUGAGCCGUGCUAUCGGUCGUAUUGCUGGUAAAGACGGCAAAACCAAGUUCGCCAUUGAAAACGCAUCGCGCACCCGUGUUGUUCUUGCCGAUUCAAAAAUCCAUAUUCUCGGUGGAUUCCACAACAUCCGGGUUGCUCGUGAGAGCAUCGUCAGCCUUAUCCUAGGUGUUCCUCCCGGAAAGAUCUACGGCAAUCUGCGUAUUGUCUCUUCGCGUAUGAAAGAACGCUUCUGA